Molecule: messenger RNA, 1518 nt
Organism: Besnoitia besnoiti
Lineage: Eukaryota; Apicomplexa; Conoidasida; Eucoccidiorida; Sarcocystidae
Exons: 8
Coding region: 1-1518 (505 amino acids)
Biological process (GO): cell motility
Cellular component (GO): motile cilium; Golgi apparatus; microtubule
Molecular function (GO): small GTPase binding; microtubule binding
Source: RefSeq, a predicted model, not a curated record
AUGUCCUCGGGGGCCAAACCGCCCGCCAGGAAGGGGAAAGGAGGGCGAAAGGAGGAUCCGGCGAACCUCCACGUCCGUCUGCGUACAUCCUCACCGCGAUACUCAGGCAGCGCAGAAGAGGACUUGUCGAGUAUCUCGCUGGAAAGUCUUCAGAAAGACGUGGAGCAAGCGAGAGGUCGUCUGGCAAAGUGCAAAGCUGAUCGACUCUACGCUCAGCUCGAGAAGGACAUCAUCUGCCGCUUUCGGGAGGCUUGCCGGCAUAAGAGUGCUGUCUUCGAUCGCAAACUGCUCCUCCACGAUGCUCGCGUUGAGAGCCUUGUACGGCGGCACCGCGCCGAGAUCGCCGCGUACGAGCAGAAGAUUGAGAGUCUGGAGCACGCGCACAAGUUAGUCAAAAAAGAGAUCCAAACGAAGGGAGAGGAAGCUGUUUUGGCUGAAGACUCCGCUGCAGAGGCUGUGCUGAACGAGCACUACAAAUACCUCUCGAAGCUAGAGGCCACCGCGGCCAAGCAGCAAAAGUCACAGGAGCAGGAAACCGCUAACCUAGAGAACGCUUUUGAGCAGCACCUGAACAAGCUCGGCGAGAGGUUUCUACGCAUCUUCGAGGAGCUGAAAAAGAAUUACGAACUCCAGUUUGAAGAAGCUCGUCAAACUCUCGAGCUACGGGAAAAGGUGGAAGUUCAUGAAGUGGAGGAGCGGAAGAAUCUCCACAUCAAUGAGGUGAUGGCCAGUCACCGAAGCGCGUUCGAGCAGAUUAAAGCAUACUACAUUGACAUUACGCACGAUAACUUAGAACUCAUCAAGGAGCUUCGGAAAGGCAUUGCGGAAAUGAAGGCUCGUGCCAAAAUAACGCACAAGCAGAUGCAAGAGACGCAACAAGAAAAUUCGCAAUUGACCGAGCCGCUCCGUCAGCAGCAGCAACUCAAGGUGAAGCUGGAGCAGCAGCUGCGGUUCUACGUGAAAGAUAAAUUGGCCCUGCAGAACAUUCGCGCUCGAGACGCGCAGUUAGAAGAGAAGGUGAAGGCGGCAAAGCGGCAUAAUCACCAAAUGGAACAGCAGAAACACAAGCUGGAACGUGAUAUUGGGGAAUACACUAGACUUCUGCGGAACUUAAAGAGUGACACGAACAUACGAACGCAAGCGAAGAUUAUGCUUUACGAACAGAAAGUGAGCAACAUGCUCCAGUCACUGGAACAAAAGUUCCGUGAACGAGAACGUCUGGUUGCUUCAAUGAGCCUGAGUCCCGACGCAGCAGUGCAAAUGCAAGAAAUUCUCCGUCGGAGUUUUCUCGAAAAGAACGAGGAAAUCGAGAACCUGCGCGUUGAGCUACAGACCGUGGCAAAGAGUUACAAUGAUACAGUCCUGACAAUGAAGGCUCGGCUGAAACAGCUGGAGGUCAACAGCAAUGCUAUCGACUUUGAGCUGGUUCAUGACACAACCUUUAUAUCGAACGCCCCCGCGCCAUACCUAACCACGGCCGUGCUCGUUGCCAAGGGCAAUCCAGUUUUGCGAAUCUAG